ACGAACGAGCGACCGAAGCCACCUACGUAACAACUACCACACUGAUUAAUUGAGACGACAAAUUGAGAUUGUGUGCGUUCGUGUCAAACUACCUGCCGUUGGCGGUACAUCAUUUGAAAUGUUACUCAUUUGUUCACUUCUAUUUGCGUUAUUGAGCAGCAGCGGUAGUUGGGCCCAAGAAUAUCGCCUGAGUAAAGAUGUCAUACCGUCCAGCUAUGAUAUAGCCAUUAAACCUUAUCUGCGAACCACUGAUGGCCCUAAACUAUUCACCUUCGAUGGUGAAGUCAACAUAACGCUGCAAGCCGUGGUGGAAAAUGUUAAGAGCAUUACCUUACAUAAGGACUACAUAGAAAUUUUGGAUACCAUACUCUAUGAUGGUGAAGGCAAACUGGUGCAACGCAUUGCAACUGCUGAAUUGAUUUAUGAAACGGCAACUGAUAAACUUACGGUGCCCCUGCAAUCGCCUUUGGCUUUGAAAGCAAAUUAUAAUUUGUAUUUCAAUUAUACAGGCCAGAUACGUAGUGGAUUGGCUGGAGUUUUUCGUGGAUCGUACGAUGGUGUCAAUUGGUAUGCAAUUACUCAACUGCAACGCAUAGAUGCAAGAACUGCCUUCCCCUGUUUUGAUGAACCGCAGCUUAAAGCCAAGUUUCGCAUGCGAAUUACUCGUCCCAAGGAGUAUCUCUCAUUCUUUAAUACCAGACUUUUAAGCACUACGAUUGAAAGUGAUGGUUGGUAUACAGACCACUUUGAUGAAACUCCACCCAUGUCCACUUACUUGGCAGCCUUUAUAAUUGGAGACUUUAAUGUGCAGGGUGACAAUGACUUCAAAAUGAUCAUGCAUUCGAAAGUAAGCAAUAACACCCAAUAUUCUCAUGAGGUAGCCUUGAAGACUAUGGCAGCCUAUGAUGUCUACACACAAAUUCCCUAUAAGUCUUUGGGCAAUACGUUAAUGCAAAAGGCUGGAUCAGUGCGUUUUCCCCACAAUGGUAUGGAAAAUUGGGGUCUGGUGAUAUAUCUGGACACCGUUUUAUCCCAUGAACCCGGCUACACCGAUGGCUGGUCCAACAAAGAAUAUACCGUGACUAUAUUGGUUCAUGAAACUGCCCACAUGUGGUUUGGCAAUAGUGUCACCUUCAAAUGGUGGAGCUAUUUUUGGUUAAACGAGGCAUUUGCUCGUUAUUAUCAAUACUUUUUGGCCAAUGAGAUAUAUCCCGAAUUUGAGUUGGACAAACAGUUUGUGGUUAAUCAAAUCCAUUUGAUUUUUGCCACUGAUGCCACCAACAGUACCCAACCCUUGACCAGUCCAGAGGCCAGUAUCAAUAGCCCCUCUCAGGUGGCAUACAAAUUUAGUGGCAUUACCUAUGCCAAGGGAGCUGCCAUAGUACGCAUGAUAUGCAAUCUAAUGGGAAAGAAUAAUUUUGAUACAGCUAUAAGAGAAUAUCUGAAGGAAAACCAUUUGAAAAGCACCGAACCGGAGGAUCUCUUCGUCCAUUGGAAACGUCAUUGGCCUGCAGGACAUGAAGUCGAUUUGAAUCAGUUCCUAAGCGAUUGGACCGAACAACCAGGAUUCCCCAUGAUUAGCAUCUUCACAACCAAGGAAGGUCGCUAUUCUCUGCAGCAAAAGAGAUUCCUUUUGGAUGCGCAGGAUGGUAGUGAUAGCACCUUGAAAUAUACCAUACCCAUUACCUAUACCAAUGAUCGCGAGCGAAACUUUGAGGAUCUCACCCCCCGGUUCUAUUUUAACAAAUCCAUGAACCAACUACAAUUUGGAAAUUCUAGAGCUGACGAAUGGAUCAUUUUGAAUUUGCAACAAUCCAAUUUCCAUCGUGUCUUCUAUGAUGAGAUUUUACUCGAAAGGCUAAGAAAAGCUUUUAGGGCUGCCAAUCGCAGUGGCAUACACCAAAUCAAUAGGGCCCACUUGGUGGAUGAUCUCUUCACUUAUGGACGCAUAGGCAUCUUGGGCUAUGAUGUCAUUUUCGAAUUCAUGGAAUAUUUGGCCGAUGAAAUUGAAUAUCUACCCUGGAAUCCUGCCUUCAAAGCUUUCGAGACUAUAAGCCAGCGCUUGACUUUAGCCCAACAUGAAAAAUUUGGCGAAUUCCUAUUUGACAUCAUGGAUAAGGUCUACAAGAAAUUGGGCUUCAAUUUUAACUCAAAGAGUGACACAGUUUUGGAUAUUUACAAUCGCAACAAAGUCAUAGGUUGGCUUUGCAAAUACCAUCACCAAGAUUGUAAUGAGGAAGCCCAACGUGAGUUCCAAUUCAGUUUGUCUUCCCAAGUGCCUGCCGAUUUCCAGGAAACUCUCUAUUGCUCCGCCUGUCGAGAUGGCUCAUUUGACUUCUAUUACUCCUUGAGCACCAUGUACAAGGGUCAACAGUUGCCGAGUCAAAAGGAAAAACUUUUACGCAGCAUGGGAUGUACGCGUCAUUUUGUGGCAUACCAUUAUGCCUUCAUUUUAAGCAAUGAGGUGCCGCUGGAUUCCAAAAGCUCGGCCAUAAAUAGUUUGUACAGCCAAACACCGGAAAAUGUGGAGCCAGUUUAUUUAAUGGUCACUGAAAAGGUUGAGGUACUGGCGGAUAUCUUGGGCAGUUGGUCCUCUACUGCCUCUGUGAUAAGCGGCAUUGCCAAUUACUUUACCACCCAACACCAAUUGGACAUGCUGAAGGAAUUUAUUGAAACAAAAGGUCAUCUAUUUGGUACUUCCGUUAGUACUUUGGAAAAUGCCGUCACUGCUGUGGAGAAAAAUUUGUUGUGGUCCGAAAGACAUUUGGGCAAACUUUUCCAAUAUCUUGAUCAACGCAAUGGUGCCAUUUCAUUGAGUGGAAUAAUUAUUGUAAUGCCACAUUUGGCCAUGGUGGUCCUAAAGCUUCUUUGGUGAUGUGCCCUUUUUAUUUGG
Messenger RNA from Stomoxys calcitrans (stable fly), 2893 nucleotides. RefSeq names its product membrane alanyl aminopeptidase. Gene Ontology annotation, molecular function: metalloaminopeptidase activity; peptide binding; zinc ion binding. Gene Ontology annotation, biological process: peptide catabolic process; proteolysis. The record is from RefSeq and is a predicted model, not a curated record. NCBI's taxonomy places the organism in Eukaryota, Metazoa, Arthropoda, Insecta, Diptera, Muscidae. The transcript has 7 exons. Gene Ontology annotation, cellular component: cytoplasm. Bases 119 to 2875 code for a protein of 918 amino acids.